AUGGUAUUAGACCAAGCAAUUCCUUUGAUGUCAGAAAAUAACGAUUCAACAUCAAAUGAAGGUGUAACACAAAAUUAUGAUUAUUUUUACGACGACCUCGCUCUUUCUAAGCGGGUAUGGAUUGAAUCUAAGAAGCUAUGGCACAUUGUUGGUCCGACUAUCGUUACUCGUAUCGCGGCCUACACGUUGUUCGUCAUCGCUCAGUCCUUCGCCGGCCACAUCGGUGAUGCUGAACUUGCUGCCAUCUCCCUCGGCUCCAACGUCAUCGUCGGUCUUACUUGUGGUCUAUUGGUAGGAAUGGCAAGUGCACUAGAGACGUUAUGUGGACAGGCAUAUGGUGCAAAAAAGUAUUACAUGUUGGGUGUGUACAUGCAAAGGUCAUGGAUAGUUUUGUUCACAUUUUCUAUACUUUUACUACCUUUGUUCAUUUUUUCAACCCAAUUAUUAAAGCUAUUGGGUCAACCGGACCAUGUUGCGGAUCUAGCCGGGACAGUGACCUUGUGUCUAAUACCAUUGCACCUAUGUUUCCCGUUCCUCUUCCCGCUACAGACGUUCCUUCAAAGCCAGCUGCAGCCCGGGAUCAUGGCAUGGGUUUCGGUAGUUGGUAUCAUUUUUCAAAUUAUCGAUUCAUGGAUAUUGGUCACGGUACUCGAGUGGGGUGUAAUGGGUGUAGCCAUUGCUUUGUGCUUGGCUUGGUGGAUACAAGCUUUGGUGUUGUUUGGGUACAUUGUUUUUUGGGGUGGUUGUCCCCUUUGUUGGGCUGGUUUCUCUAUGGAAGCCUUUUCUGGUCUAUGGGAAUUUAUCAAGCUCUCUACUGCUUCCGGCGUCAUGAUCUGUUUGGAGUACUGGUACUCUACAGCAUUGGUGUUGAUGACAGGAAAUUUGAAGAAUGCAGAUAUAGCCUUGGAUGCUUUGUCAAUAUGCACCAGCAUCAACCAGUGGGAAAUAAUGAUACCUUUUGCGUUCUUUGCUGGUGUUGGCGUAAGAGUAGCAAAUGAACUAGGAGCUGGGAAUGGAAAAGGCGCUAGAUUUGCAACCAUAGUAGCAUCCACGACCUCCAUAGCAAUAGGGGUUGUCUUCUGGCUUUUGGCUAUGAUUUUCCACGACAAAUUGGCUUUAAUUUUCUCAAACAGCCAACCUGUUCUUGAGGAGGUUGAUAAACUCUCUGUCCUUUUGGCUUUCACCAUCCUCCUCAACAGUCUCCAACCCGUUCUCUCCGGUGUUGCGGUCGGAUCAGGGUGGCAAAGUACUGUGGCGUACGUUAAUAUUGGUAGUUACUAUCUCAUAGGCAUCCCUCUAGGCCUUUUGCUGGGAUGGACAUUACAUGGAGGUGUUACGGGUAUAUGGGGCGGAAUGAUUGUAGGAACUGCAGUUCAAACAAUGAUAUUAGGCAUUAUUACAAUGAGAUGCAACUGGGAGAAAGAGGCUAACAAAGCAAGCAGACAUGUAGAUAAGUGGGAGGCUAUAUAGCAUGCACUUUUCGAAAUCAAGUUGUUGCCUGAAUCGAACGUUGAGAUUUAGUCCUUCGCUUGGGAGCAUAAUUAGACGAUAUUCUUUAAUUAAUGCUCCAUCAGUUAUAAUUUAUAUUAGUAUUGUGAUAAUUUAAUUAGGGCAAAGUAUAAGAUUUAUACUAGUAUUGUGACAACUCAAAGACACGCGUAGAAGAUAAUUAUAGAUUUUUUAAUUACAACCCAGGGGCAAGUAAAUUCUUAGGUAAUAGGAGCGUAUCUUAAGAAAUUGAGUACUUAGCAUCAAGUACUUGAAAGUUGAUUUAUGAGUGUUAUUUGGUCUUGUGAGUUGUAAAUGAGCUUGCUUAAGCUUAAGCAAGACAAAGGUAAGAUAGGACUUUUUGUCAAAAACUAUCUAAUAAAAUCCAGAUUUUGUGAGAAAUUAUCUAAUAAAAAAAUGUUGUAAUAAACUACCUAAUAAAGGUAAAAUGUACUAGUGUUGUAAAAAACUACGCCUUGAGACUAAGGUAAAAUGUUGCAAAAUACUACCUAUAUCGGAUUUCCACCAUUGACCGACAUCAAAACACUAUCGAAACCACCGCUUUCAUUCCCAAAACUAACACAACUUGCUUGAAAUCGCCACCAGACCUGAACCACCUUUCUACCCCAAAAGCACCACCUCUAACCCCAAAAAUCACCAUCCCGAAGCACUAAUCUACCAUACCCCCACCAACUCGGAAUUUUCUCCGACCACCCUGAAAAU
Molecule: messenger RNA, 2211 nt
Organism: Chenopodium quinoa (quinoa)
Lineage: Eukaryota; Viridiplantae; Streptophyta; Magnoliopsida; Caryophyllales; Amaranthaceae
Product: protein DETOXIFICATION 27-like
Exons: 8
Coding region: 1-1470 (489 amino acids)
Biological process (GO): xenobiotic detoxification by transmembrane export across the plasma membrane
Cellular component (GO): membrane
Molecular function (GO): antiporter activity; xenobiotic transmembrane transporter activity
Source: RefSeq, a predicted model, not a curated record